Messenger RNA from Condylostylus longicornis, 740 nucleotides. RefSeq lists its product as uncharacterized. Gene Ontology annotation, cellular component: Golgi apparatus; ciliary membrane. The record is from RefSeq and is a predicted model, not a curated record. Gene Ontology annotation, biological process: negative regulation of smoothened signaling pathway. The transcript has 3 exons. Lineage: Eukaryota; Metazoa; Arthropoda; Insecta; Diptera; Dolichopodidae. The coding region runs from base 106 to 609 and encodes 167 amino acids.
AAAUAAACUUUUGAUAAGAAUGUUUUGUUUAGGUUGUUUUGAGAAAAAAUAUUUUUAAGAUUUUGACUUAUUAAUGAAAUAAUUUUGUUAUUCACUUAAAACAUUAUGGAUAAAUUAACAACAAUUAGUGCAACUUUAUUUUUAGCUGCAGAUGUAUUUGCCAUAACAUCAUUAGCUAUGCCCGACUGGAUUGUUUCUGAAGAGAGCGGUGAAAUUCGUCUUGGUUUGAUGUGGACAUGUAUGACUUUAUAUAACAGACCACAAAUAUGUUUUACUCCCGAAUUAACAACAGAAUGGCUUUUAGCUUUGAUAUGCAUAUUUAUUGGUUGCAUUUGUAUAACAACAACGAUAAUAUUAUUAGCAUCAAGUAGUUGGGAUAGAAAUGUUAUUCCAUAUGCUCGUUGGGUAGGAUUCACGGCCAUGGUACUGUUUUGCUUAGCAGCUGUUAUAUUCCCAUUGGGAUUUCAUACAGAUGAAAUUGGUGGGCAGAUUUAUCAAUUACCUAACACAUAUAAAAUUGGGAUUUCUUAUAUUAUAUUUGUACUAGCUUUAUGGAUUACAGUAGUUUCGGAACUAUUCGCUGGAAAAGUCUGCCUUCCACAUUUUUAAUAAAAAAAAAUAUAUUUUUUAAAAUAUUAACUGUUUUAUUUUAUAUUUUUCCAUAAAAAUUAUGGAAAUAUCUACAUAUAUGUAUUUAUUAUAAGUUUAAGUAUUAUUAUGAUUAGAUUAUAUUUAAUUGU